Messenger RNA from Seminavis robusta, 1507 nucleotides. Lineage: Eukaryota; Bacillariophyta; Bacillariophyceae; Naviculales; Naviculaceae. The record is from the annotation of a GenBank genome assembly.
CGUCUGGCACCCACGUUUCAUUCCACGUUGCUGACAAUAACCUUUCCUUUCCAUUCCCACAAUCUUUGGGAUUCUCAGGAAAGGGCCCAGCAGAAAGUCCAAGCGCCAGAAACAAACGCAGCAGGCGGCACAGCACACAACCAAACCUUCACCAUGACCAACGCGACGAACCCAACACAGUGGCCCAAGUUCGAACACGCCGGAAUCUGGUACGCCGACCACUGCGAGGUCCUCCUCAUUGAACUAAGCGUUCCAGUCAUCUUCCUCCAGCGGUGGUGGCGCCAACGUGCGAAACCUCGAAAGAACCAAAAGGUUUAUACGAUCAUUCGCAGAGGUCGCUUCUUCACCGUUGCCGGCAGUGCCGAGCGGCUUCGAUUCAAGGACCCAGCACUCCUGAGAAAGUUUCGUGCCUUCGAGAAGCUGGAUGGGACAAAUUUGGGCGUACGCUGCGAUGGUGCCGUGUUUGGUCGUCGCACAAGAGUUUUUAAAGACUCCUACCAAAAGGUGCCCCUGGAUGGCGUUGUUCCAACUGCCAAGGAGGUCCGGGCAGUCAAACAAGUCUUACUGGGCUCCGAGACAGCCAACGGAACAGAGCUGGUCCUGUAUGGCGAACUCAUGUGCAACCCCCGGAAAUUCGACUACGACGAGCGCAGCAUGGACUCCAAAUUCUAUUGCUUUGGCGCCAUGGUGCGGUUUCCCGACACAUUCAGCGGCAAGGACGUUCUCGCCGCCCAGCGGGCGAUCAAGCAGCGUGGCUUUGCCCCCACCAUCAACGGUAACUCGUCGGGGCGUGUUGCGUUGAAUGAUCGGCUCCGUGAGCUCCUCGUUGGACAGGGCAUUCCUUGUGCGCCGUUGCUGGGCGAAGGGCCCUUUGGAGAACUUUGUCUCUCCAUGAAAGCCACUCUCAUGAAGGAUGGAAUGGAAGGUGUGGUAUUGACCGGAGAUGACGGGAGCCUGAAGAAGUGGAAAACGAGCGUAGAGGACGAGUCCAAGACACACGCGAUGUUGAGUGCCCUCAUUCAGCAGCAUCCCCGUUACGUGUUCGAACUCGCGGGCGUGGAUGUCGAUGUCAUCCAGUGUAUGAUUGACGUUUCGGCCAAGAAAACCACAACAGGGCAGGCAAGCAAGGCAAGAAAGCCCAACAAGGAAAAGAAGAAGACGACUGCCAAUAAGACAGCGCCAUUUGACGACGCGACCCACGAGGCUGCUUUGGUGUCCGCCAUGACAAAGUACGAUGCACUGGAAGCUUACUUUGAUAGAGGCGACCAAGCCACCAUCAUCGGCUUGUUGAACAAAGAGGUCACGGACGACCUGGGCGCCGUGGGAAAGGAGCAGAUCAAGUGUAUAGGAGCGGCUGUCGGGAAGAAGGUUGGAAGUGCUUUGGGGCGGUGGAAGAACGUGCAAACCCGAACCGUGUAGUUGCAAUUUUGAACGUGUCAACCGAAUCGACAAAACUUUAAACAUUUAUUUACAUGUAAUACACCAAUGCCAUGCACCGCGACGCGAU